Messenger RNA from Hypoxylon trugodes, 1145 nucleotides. RefSeq names its product MRP-L47-domain-containing protein. The transcript has 2 exons. The record is from RefSeq and is a predicted model, not a curated record. Gene Ontology annotation, molecular function: structural constituent of ribosome. Bases 122 to 937 code for a protein of 271 amino acids. NCBI's taxonomy places the organism in Eukaryota, Fungi, Ascomycota, Sordariomycetes, Xylariales, Hypoxylaceae. Gene Ontology annotation, cellular component: mitochondrial large ribosomal subunit; mitochondrial ribosome. Gene Ontology annotation, biological process: mitochondrial translation.
AAAAUUCGGAAAAACUCCAAAAAUUCAAUCUCGAUCAAUAUCACAUCGAUAUACCCAUCACGUACCUACCUAUCAGCACGCCUAGCUCUAAUUCCCCAGGCGUUCUCAAGGUACCGUGCUCAUGGCGAUGGCAUCUUCCAUCCGGCCAUCAAUUGGCCGAAUAAUAAACUCCGCGGGCCCUCACCACCCAUCUCCCCUCCUAGCCAUCCUCUCUACAACAACCAAAACCACGACAGCACAACGCUGCCCCUUCUCCUCCACACCGAACCUCAGUAUACGCAAACCACGGCGCGAUAACAAUAGACUGCGUGGUGUGAGUAGUAUAUAUCGAUCGGGUCCGCGGGCGCGAACGAAUAUAUCCAAGGACGAGAUACCGCAGCCGGCAGAUUACACGCCGGAGGUCGAGACGGAUCCGAAUCAUGGGUUAUGGCAGUUUUUUUAUGCGCCUGAUCGCCUGGUCCCGACGCCUGAGAAGGCGGAGGAAUAUGGGCGUGCUUGGACUGUUGAGGAGCUGAGGCAUAAGAGUUGGGAUGAUUUGCAUCGCCUGUGGUGGGUGUGUGUUAAGGAGAAGAAUCGCAUCGCGACUGCGCUUAAGGAGUCGAAGAGGUUGAAGUUGUUGAGUGGUGAUGAUGAGAUUAAGGCUAGGUUGCAGGAGGUCCGCAAGACUAUGAAGGCGAUUAAGCACACUCUGACGGAACGAUACUACCUCUGGGAAGACGCAAGGGAGCUGGCUGCGACGGACCCGGAGAUCAAUCUUAGCAAUACGAAGACACCUUACAACCCUAGUAAAUACUUCGACGAGAUUGAGCCUACAGAAGAAGCUGCAUCGGCAGAGGGAUCACAAGAGGGAGGAGACAAGUCGACUGCGGAAAAGGUAGACCCGUCUACAAUCCCGGCUAAUGCUACGGAAACUCAACAACCUUCGACGAGAGUAUGAAAUGCUACCUUGACCUAGGUGUUUUAUGUAUGUUGAUACAUAAUAAAAGCUCUGAAAAUGGAGCGUGUAAAUAUGUGUACAUCAAGCCUACUUCGAUAACUUGUGGCUUUUAUGAUACCUUGAGAUAUGAAGAUAACAAUCUGAUCUUUAAAUUAUGUAUUGUGACGUAACACGGGGAUAAUAUAUAUCGGAUAUUACUACUACAAAA